Messenger RNA from Ilyonectria robusta, 456 nucleotides. RefSeq lists its product as uncharacterized. Gene Ontology annotation, molecular function: protein binding. The transcript has a single exon. The record is from RefSeq and is a predicted model, not a curated record. NCBI's taxonomy places the organism in Eukaryota, Fungi, Ascomycota, Sordariomycetes, Hypocreales, Nectriaceae. The annotation marks the transcript as partial.
CGGCUCUGGCGCGUUGAUGAUGGCACAUGCAUCCAAGAGCUUAAGGGCCAUACGGGCUCGGUAUCACCAGUAGCCUUCUCGCACGACUCGGCCCUCGUGGCGUCGGCCUCUGACGAUAAGACCAUCCGGCUCUGGCGCGUUGAUGAUGGCAUAUGCAUUCGAGAAGUAGCUGGCAUUUCCUCCUCUCAACUGCAAUUUGACCCUAAGAAUCCAUGCCUCUUGACUGACGCUGGCGCUAUCUCUAUUAAGAGUCCUGUUUCAUCACCUGAAAACAUCACUAUAUCUUUUACUAACUGCCUCUCUGGCAUUGGGAUCAGUGAAGAUAAGUGCUGGAUUAUGUGGCAGAAAAAGAGACUGCUUUGGUUACCGGCGUCAUUUCGUCCUAACUGUUCAAAGGUAGCUGGAUUGUCUGUUAUUAUUGGCUGUAACUCGGGGAGAGUGAUUAUUAUGAGAUUU